AUGUCUGAGCAAGCUGAGAGACCUGUCGCGGGUACCACGGGUGGUGUCCUUGGGAGGAAGAAGACCAGCGUGCGUGUCUCAGAUGCGUGGACUUUGAUAGACUCACAACGAAACCAGCGAGAGGCCAAGGAGCUUGCAGCAACUUACUCUCUUGACGAAGUGAGAAGUCUCCUGACCACAUUUCAUCGGCUCCAUAAGAGAGAUCCCAACUUCCCCUUGGACGUCAUUGAGAGAAUCGAGAACUUCCUGAAUGACGAGGACAUCUCAAGGGAGCCUGCCAAGUAUGAGCGGCAAAUAUCCGAGAUGAAAAUCCAGGCCGCACUCGUCGUCACCAACAGCCCCUAUGCAGAGGUCCGAAGCGUCGUUUCCCCCCACGACGACCCUACCAUGCCGUGUUCAACCAUUCGAGCCUGGGUCCUGGGCAUCUUGUUUUCCGGUGCCAUUGCCUUCAUCAACGGCUUCUUCAGCAUUCGCCAGCCGGCCAUCGCCGUUACGUCCAACGUCCCUCAGCUACUGGCCUAUCCUCUAGGGAAGAUGAUGGAGUGGUGGCUGCCCGAUGUGGGCAUCACGCUGUUUGGUGUCCGGCACAGCUUGAACCCUGGCCCUUUCAAUCGAAAGGAGCAUAUGCUCAUCACGCUGAUGGCCAGCAUUGCAAAGAGCACGCCGUAUACCCAGUACAUUAUCUGGAUCCAGUUUCUCCCACAAUUCUUCAACCAGCGGUGGGCGAUUAACUUUGGUUACCAGAUCCUGAUUGCCCUGUCGAGCAACUUUAUCGGCUACAGCCUUGCCGGCAUCUGCCGCAGGUUCCUCGUCUACCCAUCAUACUGUGUCUGGCCGCAGGCUCUCGUCACUAUUGCGCUGAAUAGUGCUUUUCAUACGGAGGGCAACUCUCCGGCUUUGGGUCCGUUUGGCAAGGUGUGGCGCAUGUCCCGAUUCAAAUUCUUCUUCUACGCCUUCUCGCUCAUGUUCGUCUACUUUUGGUUCCCCAAUUACAUAUUUCAAGCGCUGGGCAUCUUUAGCUGGAUGACCUGGAUCGCACCGAACAAUGCCAGCUUGACUCACAUCACGGGCUCAAACAACGGCCUCGGCAUCAACCCGCUGCCUACCUUUGACUGGAACGUGCUGACCUACAACCUCGACCCCCUCAUGGUGCCGCUGUUCAGUACGAUCAACCUGUUCGUCGGCAUGCUCUUGACCUCGGUGAUUAUCAUCACAGUCUAUUACACUAACACGUAUUACACUGCCUAUCUGCCGAUCAACUCCAACCAGCCCUACGAUCACUUUGGCAAGCGCUACAACGUCACUGCGAUUCUCGACGAUAGGGGCAUCAUCGAUAGGGACAAAUAUCAAGCCUAUUCGCCGCCAUAUCUCUCGGCUGCCAACGUGGUUAAUUACAUGUUCUUUUUCAGCAUAUAUACUGCUGCUUUGACAUACGGCUUCCUCUACCACAGAUUGGAAAUCAGCAUGGGGUUCAAAGACCUUGUCAACAGCUUCCGCCCCUCGAAGAAGGCAGAGGUGGAGAGCGGACAGGUGCUGGAUGUGCAUAACCGUCUGAUGAAGAAGUAUCGGGAAGUGCCGGAGUGGUGGUACAUGCUCGUGCUUGUUGUGAGCGUUGCGCUCGGCUGCGCGGCGAUUGCGUCCUGGCCAACGAACACCAGCCCCGGCGUUGUCUUCUACGGCAUCGCCCUGUGUCUGAUUUUCAUGAUCCCGACGGGAAUCAUCUACGCCAUGACGGGCAUUGAGGUGACGCUCAACGUGUUGGCCGAGUUUAUCGGGGGGUCGUUUGUGGAAGGCAACGCCCUCGCCAUGUGCUUCUUCAAGACGUACGGCUACGUGACUUGCUCCCACGCCUUGUCCUUUUCCAACGACCUCAAGAUUGCGCACUACGUCAAGAUCCCGCCCAGGAUCACCUUUUGCGCGCAGAUGGUGCCGACGCUGGUCUCGACGUUUGUCUGCGUCAGCAUCGUCUCGUACCAGGUGCACCUAAAGGACGUCUGCACCCCGGACGCGCCCUUCCGGUUCACGUGUCCCGGCGAGAACACCUUCUUCACCGCCGCCGUCCUCUGGGGCACCGUCGGGCCGAAGAAGAUCUGGGGCGUGGGCGGCCAGUACUCGGCGACGCUGCUCGGGUUCCCGCUCGGUGUGGCCGUGGUGGUGAUGUUCUGGCUUCUCGGCAGGUACUUUCCCAGGAACCGGGUGCUGCGCGCGACGCAUCCCGUCGCCCUGUUGAACGGUGGCAUCUUGUGGGCUCCGUACAACAUGACUUACCUGCUCCCUGCGGUGCCUGUGGCGCUGUUCUCGUGGGUUUAUAUCAAGGGCAGGUUCUUGGCCUUGUGGUCCAAGUAUAACUUUGUCCUGUCUGCCGCAUUUUCUGCGGGCAUCGCCAUUUCAGCGAUUGUCCAGUUCUUUGGCGUCACGUACCAGGGCAUCACGCUCGACUGGUGGGGGAACGAGGUGGUGAGCAUGGGAUGCGAGGACCACAACUGCGUUCUCAAGACGUUGCCCGAAGGGCAGUAUUUCGGGCCCGCGCCCGGAAGUUAUAACUGA
This is a messenger RNA of Trichoderma citrinoviride, 2547 nucleotides long. Its product is annotated as OPT-domain-containing protein. The record is from RefSeq and is a predicted model, not a curated record. Lineage: Eukaryota; Fungi; Ascomycota; Sordariomycetes; Hypocreales; Hypocreaceae. Gene Ontology annotation, molecular function: oligopeptide transmembrane transporter activity. The transcript is spliced from 6 exons. Gene Ontology annotation, biological process: transmembrane transport. Bases 1 to 2547 code for a protein of 848 amino acids.